CUGCCGGAGCGGGAGCGGCUCUGAGAGGAGCAGGACGGAGCGCAGGCUUGGCUGCGGCGCGCGCUCAGAGCUGGCACCAGCGCCCCGGGGUCCCCUCCCGGGACUCACCGCUCCCGCUAGGACGUGACCAAGGAGCCCUGGGCGCCUGCCUCCUGCCCUCGAAGGUGCCCCAGAGAGCGCAUCGGGGCCCACGGCUGAGCACAGCGCCCGCAGCGCCGCGGGACCCGCACCGGCUCGCAGUCCUCGGGAAGAGCGCGGGCAUCUCCGCCUUCCUGGGGUCGGCUCCACUCCGGGCCCGCAGCGCGCGCUGCACCGAGUCCGCUUGCCGCCGACCCGCCCCGUGGCCCCCGCUCCUCGGCACCUGCGCGGAGCCCCCGAGCCCGGCGCCCGGCCCGGCAGCGCCCCGACCCCGACCCCAUGGAGAGCGCGCCGGCCGCCGCUUCCUGAGCCGUCCAAGCUGCAAGCUGGGUCCCCGGCUCGCUCCUCCUAGGACGUCCGAGAAACCGGCGGGGAGCGCGCCAUGAAGUCCGUGCUGUUCAGCCGCUUCUUCAUCCUGCUGCCCUGGAUCCUGAUCGUCAUCAUCAUGCUCGACGUGGACACGCGCAGGCCCGCGCUCCCGCUCACCCCGCGCCCCUACUUCUCUCCCUACGCUGGGGGCCGCGGGGGCGCCCGACCCCCGCUCCGCAGGGGCGGCCCGGGGCGCGGCUCCGAGCGGCGCAACGAGUCCGGGCCGCCGCGCGCGCCGCCCCUGCCCACCAUCUAUGCCAUCACGCCCACCUACAGCCGCCCGGUGCAGAAGGCAGAGCUGACGCGCCUGGCCAACACCUUUCGCCAGGUGGCGCAGCUGCACUGGAUCCUGGUGGAGGACGCGGCGGCGCGCAGCGAGCUGGUGAGCCGCUUCCUGGCGCGCGCCGGGCUGCCCUGCACGCACCUGCACGUGCCCACGCCGCGGCGCUACAAGCGGCCCGGGCUGCCGCGCGCCACGGAGCAGCGCAACGCCGGCCUGGCCUGGCUGCGCCAGCGGCACCGGCACCAGCGCGCGCAGCCCGGCGUGCUCUUCUUCGCCGACGACGACAACACCUACAGUCUGGAGCUCUUCCAGGAGAUGCGAACAACGCGCAAGGUCUCUGUCUGGCCGGUGGGCUUGGUUGGCGGGCGACGCUACGAACGACCCUUGGUGGAGAACGGCAAAGUCGUUGGCUGGUACACGGGCUGGAGAGCAGACAGGCCCUUUGCCAUCGACAUGGCAGGAUUUGCUGUAAGCCUUCAAGUCAUCUUGUCCAAUCCAAAAGCUGUGUUUAAGCGGCAUGGAUCCCAGCCGGGGAUGCAGGAGUCUGACUUUCUAAAACAGAUAACAACAGUCGAAGAACUGGAACCAAAAGCCAGUAACUGUACCAAGGUCCUCGUCUGGCACACUCGGACUGAGAAGGUUAAUCUAGCCAACGAGCCAAAGUACCACCUGGACACAGUGAAAAUUGAGGUGUGAAUGCCGCAGCACCUGGUGCCAUGUGCCUGGCCAGCAGGCGUGGAAGAGGACGCAGGGUGGCCAGGCUGCAGAGCCUGCAGGUACUGUCCACUCCAGUACGACAGCCUCGGUCGUCACCUGGCGGACAUCUGCUCACGCAGAGCUUGUCAGCUGACAUCAGCCAGCUGGAUGGUAUACGGUGUCUGUUUUUGUCUUCGUUGUUCUGCAUGUUCUCCCUCCAACCAAACUGGAAGAUGUAUGUACAGCUCAGUGACACUGCAGGGACCAUUCUGAGUGUUGCGUACAGUACAGCUCAGUGACACUGCAGGGACCAUUCUGAGUAUCUCGUAAAGUACAGCUCAGUGACACUGCAGGGACCAUUCUGAGUAUCUCGUAAAGUACAGCUCAGUGACACUGCAGGGACCAUUCUGAGUAUCUCGUAAAGUACAGCUCAGUGACACUGCAGGGACCAUUCUGAGUAUCUCGUAAAGUACAGCUCAGUGACACUGCAGGGACCAUUCUGAGUACUGCGUACAGUACAGCUCAGUGACACUGCAGGGACCAUUCUGAGUAUCACAUACAGUACAGCUCAGUGACACUGCAGGACCAUUCUGAGUAUCACGUACAGUACAGCUCAGUGACACUGCAGGGACCAUUCUGAGUAUUGCGUAUACUUGUUUUCCCAUUUGGCCUUAUAAUUGGUGGAAGUGAACAGGUUUCAGAAACAGAUGACUGGUAUUUCAUCAUCUAAAUGUUCCCAAUUCCUGACUUUGCAAGGUUAAUUUUUGUAAGGUUAGUGGUAGUAUACAUCGUAGGAAAUAAAACCCACAGAAAAAAGGUCUAUGGAUUCAUCUGUUUAAUAUAGGGCUAUAACAUUUGUCAAUACUAGGCACCAUAAAAUGUAAACACAAUUACUGUCAUAAACCUGGAUAUACCUUCAAGAAGUGAAAGUGGCUUUGUUUGGUUACCCUGUUUGCGUAUAGCGCAGAGAAAGGUCUUCAUGUGAGCACUAUGUAUAGAAGAGAUCCAAAUUAAGAGAGAGGCAGAUAAAA
This is a messenger RNA of Equus caballus (horse), 2517 nucleotides long. It is a transcript of the gene B3GAT2, whose product is annotated as beta-1,3-glucuronyltransferase 2. The record is from RefSeq and is a predicted model, not a curated record. NCBI's taxonomy places the organism in Eukaryota, Metazoa, Chordata, Mammalia, Perissodactyla, Equidae. Gene Ontology annotation, molecular function: galactosylgalactosylxylosylprotein 3-beta-glucuronosyltransferase activity. Gene Ontology annotation, cellular component: Golgi membrane. Gene Ontology annotation, biological process: chondroitin sulfate proteoglycan biosynthetic process; carbohydrate metabolic process.